AUGUCAUCUACAGCAACGAUUAGUAGUUCUUCGUCAGUUGCGAAUGAAAGUAAUGCUGGUGAUUUCGAACUGGAAGAAGUUGAAGAAGUCGAAAAACAAGUAAUUUCCGACCACACUUUCGUGGAUGCUGUUCUUUUUGUUAUCGAUUGCUCUCCGUCAAUGAUGAGCGGCGAUGAUUCUCCAUUUAAAUCCGCUAUUCGAUGUGCUUCUUCUGUGAUGAUGAACAAAAUAAUUACCAGCAAUGAUUAUGACCUUAUGGGUGUAGUGCUAUUUGGAACGGAAAAAUCACAAAAUGCACUUGAAAAAAUGCACAUUUAUGUGCUUCAACCCAUUGAUUUACCAGAUAUCCACAGAAUAAUAGAAUUAAAUGACAUAGUAUCAGGGCAAAUUGAUUUUAGUCAGGAAUACGGAAAUACUGACAACGAAGUUCCAUUAGGAGAUGACACUGCUCAAGAAUUAAUGCCUGAAGAUAUGAAGUUAUGUUUUUCAUACGGAGGCGAAAAGCAAUAUGAAGGUAGUAGAAGGACUUUUGCAGCUUUACAUAAGAAAAUGAUCGAAAAAGAUAAAAUUGCUAUAUGUGCCGCAAAAAUUCGCAAUGGAACUCCUUUUACAUUUGUUGCUCUAAAAGCUCAACCUGAAAUUCUUGAUGAAAAUGGUCUGCAAAUUCAACCUCCGGGUAUGAAUAUGAUUAGUCUUCCGUUUGCAGACGAUAUGCGACCCGUUCCAGUUCACGCAGAAAUAUCUCCUGAUUUGAAUCGAUUCUUCAAUGUUCUACAAGACAUGGCUCUAAACAAAGAUAUUGAACCAGAAACGAAUGAUGCAACUUUACCUAAGUAUAACGCAAUCAACAAGGUCUUUAACGAAGAAGCAAAAACCCAAAGUCAAGAAACGCUUCCAAGCCAAACAGACUCGGAGUCUGUUGGUUCUUACAGAGCAUCAUCAUUCAAAGGAUCUAGAUCUAUGGCUUCUUCACAGGGAUCUCAAGCUGACAUUUCAACUUUAUACGAGUCUGGGAAGGCUACUGUGGUUCAGUUAAAAGAUUUUCUAAACAGCGUUGGAAUUAAGCCAGCAAAGAAAAAAGAUGAUUUGGUUAAGCAAAUUAAAUUUUGGGUUAGGUUAGAUGUCGAUCAUGAUCCAUAA
Molecule: messenger RNA, 1140 nt
Organism: Racocetra fulgida
Lineage: Eukaryota; Fungi; Glomeromycota; Glomeromycetes; Diversisporales; Gigasporaceae
Source: the annotation of a GenBank genome assembly